This is a messenger RNA of Solanum dulcamara, 831 nucleotides long. Its product is annotated as 60S ribosomal protein L13a-1-like. The record is from RefSeq and is a predicted model, not a curated record. NCBI's taxonomy places the organism in Eukaryota, Viridiplantae, Streptophyta, Magnoliopsida, Solanales, Solanaceae. The coding region runs from base 89 to 709 and encodes 206 amino acids. Gene Ontology annotation, cellular component: cytosolic large ribosomal subunit; ribosome. Gene Ontology annotation, molecular function: structural constituent of ribosome; mRNA binding. Gene Ontology annotation, biological process: translation; negative regulation of translation. The transcript is spliced from 4 exons.
GAAAAAACGACUGCUAAAAAAACCCUAGCAGCAGCUCUCUGCAGUAGAGAUUCGCCAGAGCUCUAGAGAGAGAAAGUAGAGAGAGAAAAUGGUGUCAGGUUCAGGAAUCUCAGCAAAGAGGAUAGUGGUGGACGCUCGCCACCACAUGCUGGGAAGAUUAUCUUCGAUCUUAGCCAAAGAAUUGCUUAAUGGACAGAGAGUAGUUGUUGUGAGGUCUGAGGAGAUUUGCUUAUCCGGUGGUCUUGUUCGGCAGAAAAUGAAGUACUUAAGGUUCCUUCGUAAGAGGAUGAACACUAAACCUUCUCAUGGUCCAAUCCAUUUUCGUGCUCCUUCUAAAAUCCUCUGGCGUACUAUUCGUGGGAUGAUUCCCCACAAAACUAAGCGUGGAGCUGCUGCACUUGCCCGUUUGAAGGUUUUUGAGGGUGUUCCACCCCCAUAUGACAAGAUCAAGAGGAUGGUCAUUCCCGAUGCACUCAAGGUAUUGAGGCUCCGGGCCGGACAUAAAUACUGUCUGUUGGGCAAGCUUUCAUCAGAGGUCGGAUGGAACCAUUAUGAUACUAUCAGGGAUCUUGAGAACAAGAGAAAGGAGAGAGCUCAAGUAACAUAUGAGAGGAGAAAGCAGUUAGCAAAACUUAGGGUUAAAGCAGAGAAAGCUGCUGAGGAGAAGCUUGGUCCUCAACUCGCCAUUAUUGCUCCGAUCAAGUACUGAAGUCGAAAUAUAGUUUGUUUUUGAAGUACAAUUUUGAUGGAGAUUGAUGUUUUGACAUUAGUUUGUUCUUUGUUAUGGGAUGCAGUUUGCAGUUUUAGCAAUAUUUUCGUCAUUUCAUUGGA